UUGCAUUUCAACAACUUGAGUUUUACCCUUAAUCAUGCCUGCACUGCUCUUCUCGCACCAAAGAGUGUAACUACAUUGUGUUGGGAUCAUCAACAAGUAAUCUUGACUGUAGCAACUCGCCUGCGUGAAUUUUGCUUCCCUCGGGAGACCAACGAGAAACAUGUCGGUAGCCUUCUCCUUCCAGACGCAGCUCGUCUCCAUCAUGGACGCGCUAUCCAAAACAGCUGUGAUGGAAAUAAGCAAACUGGUGGAAAUUGAAUCCAAGAUGUUGAAAAUAGAAAUAACAAGAGGGCGAAACGAAAUCGCUUCUCUCACAGAGAAGCUGCAGCUGAUGGAGAAGUUGCUGUACAUGGCACAAGAGCGCAGGCAGGACGCAGCAGCAGCAGCAUGCUCAGAGAUGAGACAGUCUUCAGAACAUAAAACAUUUUUGGCUUCAGACAACUCAAAUGCAUUCACUAGUAGUGGGACCUCGUGGGAAAACACAAGAUCCUCAACUGAGAUGGACAGUUUGCAUCAAAGUGAGGAGCACACUUCAACUGAACUGCCAAACCCACCAAAUGAGUUGUCUGAACUAAUAGUGGUUAAAGAGGAACCAUCAGAGGUGGAUAAGAAAAACACUGAACAUGGCAGAACAAAUGAAACAAGACGGGAUACACUCAUAGACAUCCAAAAGGCUCCAAAUGUGAUGCAGCAUCCUAAGCCCAGUGCAGGACCCCCGCAGCCUCUUUUCAAUAAUAGCUUUGUGAAUUUAAGCACCCAGCUGCCUCUUGCUGUGUCUAGGAGACCGGAGAUGCAGUGGAAUCCACAACUAACACCUACAUGCACAACCCUGCUGGAGGGGAAACAUGUGGCUCAAAAUGAUGCCUCCCAAAACUUCAGUGCACCCAGGAAUGUAAAGCUUCACAGUUUUAGGAACUCAUCUGCAAAGAGGUUUGGCUGCAUGCAGUGUGGCAAGGGUUUCAGAUGCUUCAGCCAGCUUGAAAUUCACCAGAGAAGUCACACAGGCGAGAAGCCAUUCAGAUGUACGCUGUGUGGAAAGCGAUAUGCCCAGAAAGGCCACCUGUACACACACCAGCGCACACACACUGGAGAAAAGCCCUAUCGCUGCACUAUUUGUGGAAAGGGUUUUAUCCAGAAAUGCACCCUUGAUAUGCAUCAGCGCACACACACAGGGGAAAAACCUUUUGUUUGUGUCAGCUGUGGCAAAGGUUUCACAAAGAACUGUAAUCUGAAAAAACAUCUAACUGUGCAUUUAGAUCCUGGCCUGAAUAUUUAUGGAGGUGAGUCAUUUGGUGGAACAAUUAUACACGGAACCACGCUAACAAAGGCGGCUUUGGCUGAGAUCAGCAGCCUGGCUGACGAAUGCUCCUCCGUCCUUCACACUGAGAUAUCUCUGCAUAAGACGGAGAACGAGGCGCUGAAGAAGAGGUGCUACUCUCUGGAGGUCCAGCUGAGAGCGGCUAGAGGGGGACAGACCUACCCUGCACACACUAGUGUCAGGCAACUUUCAGAUCAGCACCAGUCUGCUCCAGCCAUUGAAGGAGUAUUUGGGAAAGAAUGGUGCAUGGACCUGUGGAGAGACGAGAAGCUUCACCCUCAAAGAAGACAGCCAAUGGAGGCUGCUAUGACAAACAUAGGAGCAGAGGCAGCUGACAUGAUGGGGGGAGAAUCUGAUCUUAUUUUUGUGAAAGAAGAGACAUAUGACGAUCACCCUAUUGGUCAACCGAUGAGUCAUGCUGACAACAGAAAAAUUGUUGGGAUGUUUGACGAUGACAACAUGCUUCACAGAUCUGUUGAUGAAUUACAGCUUCACUCAGGGGAACUGAAUAAUUUCCCCAUAAUGUCAGAGGGACAAUUGUUGCAGCGCACGCAGCCAACCAUUGCCGACAGAUUAAUAGAGGACGCAGCAAUGAGCAGUCUGGUGGAAAACACAAAUCCUCCUUCGGCCUCUGUGGAACCCUCAGAUUACACAAACUGUCUCCAAACGAACACAACCAAACAACUCACCUUUCAGCCCAAACCUGUUAAGCCAUCAAAGCGGUUUGAUUGUUUAUUCUGUGGGAAAAUCUUUAACUAUUUAAGCAGCUUAAAAGUCCACAUUAGACGACACUCUGGCGAAAAGCCUUUCAGCUGCUCUGUGUGCGGGAAGCGAUUUGCUCAAAAAACGUACCUGAAACUUCACCAACGAGUGCACUCUGGCGAAAAGCCUUACAGCUGUCCAGACUGUGGCAAAAGUUUUUCCCAGAAAAGCUCUUUGAAUAUUCAUCUUCGAACGCACACGGGUGAAAAGCCUUACAGCUGUGUGGGAUGUGGUAAAUGUUACGCAUAUAAAUAUGGUUUAAAUCACCAUCAGUGUUUCAACUGGAUGGUCAAACCAGAGGUAUUUGAUACAGGUCCUCUCAGUACCGCUCAGAGUGACUCAACAUGUGGCAGUUUAUCCUUAUUAACCUCCAGCAUGGAGGAAAAAUACUGAUUUGAAACAAAGAGAGAUGAAUUGUAUUAUUAUUGUAUUGUUACCUGUGCUACUGUUAGUCAUAUUUUUAGCUUUAGCGCAGAGACUAACAUAGCAGUUUUUAAACAAUAGUCGAGAAUAUGGGCCCAAGCUAAUACACUAUUUAUUCUUACAGGUCUGAGUCUGACUGAUCAGACAGCAAGACAUGGAAACAUUUAAUGUUUAAUUUGGUUUUGCAUGUUUUUGUUCCUAAUAUCUCAGGCCACCAAAGGACUGUCCCAAGAAAUACCAAAUCAUUGACUUUUUAUGGUCCUGGCCAACUUUUUAAACUACCUCCUUGGAGCAAAAAUGUGAAACAAGUUUGUUCCUUUGAAAAGCUCUUUGUCAUACAGCAUAUUUAAUUAUUUGGCAUUAAAAUGAGACUGAGGACAUUUCUCCUUGAAUAUAAUUACAAUUAAAGUGUUUAUCUCUUGGUCAUUUAUUGAAAUAAGUUCCACAGGCUAUUAUUGAUAACAUUGUCAUACAGUUUGAAUAUUUACUUUUAUGGCUCCAUUGUGAUCAUCAAUUGAAGACAAAUUGUUUUGUCAACAUUCAAUAAAUCUGAUUAGAUUUUG
Molecule: messenger RNA, 3066 nt
Organism: Girardinichthys multiradiatus
Lineage: Eukaryota; Metazoa; Chordata; Actinopteri; Cyprinodontiformes; Goodeidae
Product: gastrula zinc finger protein xFG20-1-like
Exons: 8
Coding region: 161-2473 (770 amino acids)
Source: RefSeq, a predicted model, not a curated record